CAAAGUCAAGGAGCGAAACUUACUACCCACAGAAGGUAAAGUCCGGCUUGGAGUGUUCCAGCACGUCAUACACUGGUUAAGGUUUAUAAAGCCCUUCAGAGGAAGCAAUCCAGAAAAGUGACUGGAGUCUCAAGAAACAAAUUCAAAAUGCAGAAGCCCACCUCUACAGAUCCAGAAGACUUGACAUUCGGGAACUCUAACAGCACUCUCACUCGGAAGCACAGUUGGAGCUCAUUACUGCUCACCAUUUCUGUUAUUCUCCAGUGGCUUGCCAUAGCAGCCAUGUGCUGCCUCAUCUUUUUCUACAUGGAUGUGCUAAAGGAGGACAUAAAUGUUGGGCUGCGUGGAAAGAUGGAGAAUAUCACCUCUAACAAUUUUCAGACCAUUGGAAGUGAUACAUUCAAGAGCUCAGUUGUGAAAUCAGAGAAGCCAAUUGCUCAUUUUACUGCACUUGCAGAUUUCCAGAAUACUUCAGGCCGUCUGUUUUUUGAACACACGAAAGGACACGCUUUCAAAACCGCGGACAUGAAGUACAAUGCAGCUGGUUACUUGGUGAUUCCCACCAAUGGUAUCUACUUUAUUUAUGCACAGGUGACCUUUAAGUGUUUACAGGACUGCUCCAAGCUCAUUCAGCAAUUCUUUGUCUCCAUUUUCAAGAAGAACAACCAUUACCAGGAUCCAGAAGUGUUGCUGAAAAGCUAUGUCAGGCCUCAAGCCAAGGGUGAUGACUUCCUGAAGAUUUCAACCUAUCAGGGUGGGGCCUUCAAACUGUAUGCUGAUGACCAUAUGUAUGUCGAAGUUCCCAAAAACAGCCGCAUUUCAGUGCAUGAACAAGAAACUUACUUUGGGGCUUUCUUGCUCGAGCCUUCUGCCUCAGAAUAAGCAAACUGCCAAUUAAGCUAUGUUACUAGGAAGCAUAUUUAUGCAUUUACACAUACACUUAUAUGUUUCUUUCAAGUGCAAUCUGUCUGGUUCAACAGACUGUUCCAAUUGUUUAUUUACAGGACAUUUAUGCUACAAUAGCACAAUAUUUGUUUUUGAGUUACACUCCCAUGAGUGAUUUAUCAUUUCAUUUUGUAAAUUGUAAGGCCAGCUUUGUGUCUUAUAUUGGUUUAGUUCUCACAUAAUAAACAUGAUCUCCACACUGUACAUUUGUCCUCAUCUCUCAAAUUGUUCUAUUCUUAUAAUGGAAAA
This is a messenger RNA of Chiloscyllium plagiosum (whitespotted bambooshark), 1194 nucleotides long. RefSeq names its product tumor necrosis factor ligand superfamily member 15-like. Gene Ontology annotation, biological process: immune response. Gene Ontology annotation, cellular component: membrane. Gene Ontology annotation, molecular function: tumor necrosis factor receptor binding. Lineage: Eukaryota; Metazoa; Chordata; Chondrichthyes; Orectolobiformes; Hemiscylliidae. The record is from RefSeq and is a predicted model, not a curated record.